Messenger RNA from Camelina sativa (false flax), 2785 nucleotides. Its product is annotated as TPR repeat-containing thioredoxin TTL2-like. The record is from RefSeq and is a predicted model, not a curated record. Gene Ontology annotation, cellular component: cytoplasm. Gene Ontology annotation, molecular function: protein binding. Lineage: Eukaryota; Viridiplantae; Streptophyta; Magnoliopsida; Brassicales; Brassicaceae.
UCGUCGUCUCCUACCUCUCUGUUUCUGAAACUUUUAUUUUCUCUCUCUCUCUCUCUCUAUCUAUCUAUGAGACAACAACAACAACAACACUUAUCACAUUCAUUCACUUGCUUCAUUCUUUGACAUCGCUGAGAUCCCCAUCUUUCCCUUUUUCUCUCUCCUUUCCCAUGCAUUGUUCAGAACAUAUAUGAUCCUCCUCCACCAUUGAAGAAGGUCAGGUCAUUGCUCUGAAUCUUCUUCCGGAGAGAAACCAUUAGGGAAAUUUGGGGAUUCAUUACCGAUCACUACUUCAAAAGGUAUCUUCUUCUUUUUUUUUGACCGUACAAAAAUGUUAAAGCCUUUGAUACGGGAACCUGACUGUGUCACCACCGAUAAGCCAGAUAGUAUUAUAAUUAAUGUGGAUCAUGGAUCACCAAUUACACCGCUUCAGACUCGUUCCACCUCUACGGCUACCACUAGUAGUGGAAGUUGUAGUUCUAGCUCCUCUGGAUCGGUUACGGGUCAUGCUGGACAUACAAGAAAACCCAGUUCGGAUCGGCCCGUUUCGUCCUCAGCCGAUCAAUCCUCUAAGUCGAACAAAGCUCAAUCCUUUAAGUCGUCUAACACACCCUCCGCCGCUAAAUCUAGUACUCCCUCCGCCAUACAAUCAAAGUCCAGUAAUGGCUCCUCCGCCGCUCAGUUUGGGUCUAGUAGUCCUGCCCGCGCUCAAUCUCGUUCAAGCAGCCAAGUUGGCGUUAAGACAGGAUGCCCAAAGACCACAACUGGGAAUAUAAGACCAUCGAGCUCUGUUUCGAGUACAACAAGAACAAAACCAUCGGUUAAAAGCUCUAGUGCGUUGCAACAGCAUGUCCAAAUACUUCCCGGCGGGAACCUUUUCCCGUCGGGGAAGGUACAGAUUACAGGCAUGACUCAAGAGAAACCAAGAAGCAUGGCUCUUGGGCCAGGUAGUGCUAAGUCAUACGGGUACGGUAGCAUAAUCCCAGGAAACAACUUAUCUCCGGUGAAGCCAACGAGGACGUCUGGUUCUUCUUCUUCUUCCUCUGUUUUGCCUUUAGCUAUACGCAGCUCUAGCGACGCGGAGAUACCGUGGAAGGUUGCUUUAUACAGUUCGAAUUCAGAAGAGGUAAAGAGAAUUGGAAACGAUAUGUUCAAGAAAGGUUGUUUCACUGAGGCUUUGAAGUUGUACGAUCGAGCAAUAGAGUUAUCACCAAGUAAUGCGACUUACCAUAGCAAUCGAGCAGCUGCAUUGUCUAGUUUGGGUCAGAUUGGUGAAGCUGUGAAUGAGUGUGAAAAAGCUAUUAAGUUGGAUCCAAAAUUUGCAAGGGCUCAUCACCGUUUAGCCUUCUUGCUUCUUAGAUUAGGUUAUGUCGAUAGUGCAGGGAUACACUUUUAUUCAGUGGCAGAACCAUCAGAUCCCAAGGUGGUGAAGAUGCUUCAACAAAUAGAUAGACACUUGAACAAAUGCACAUAUGCAAGAAGACGAGGUGAAUGGAAUAUAGUUUUGACAGAAGUAAGUGCAGCCAUGGCGUCUGGAGCUGAUUCUUCUCCUCAGCUAGCUAUGUGUAAAGUUGAAGCACUACUGAAACUCCUACGGCUUGAUGAUGCUCAAAGAGAACUAGAAUUUGUCCCCAAAGUAGAACCACUCCCGGUCUCUUACGCACAGACUCGGUUUUUCGAUAUGAUAUGUGAAGCUUACACAUAUUUUGUCAAAUCCCAAAUGGAGUUGGCUCUAGGGAGGUUUGAAAAUGCAGUUACGACUGCAGAGAAAGCUUCAGAGAUGGAUCCACAAAACUAUGAAGUUGAAACGUUGUAUAGAAAUGUUAGAUCAAUUACUAGGGCGCGUGAUCGUGGUAACGAUCUUUAUGAAUUAGAAAGAUACACUGAAGCAAGCUCAGCUUAUGGGGAAGGCCUUAAAUAUGAUCCAUCCAAUGCUACUCUAUUAUGUCAUAGAGCAGAUUGUUUCUUUAAAGUUGGGAUGUGGGAGAGUUCGAUCGAAGAUUGUAACCAUGCAUUGCUCAUUCUACCGAGAUACACAAAGCCUCGUCUUCAAAGGGCUGCUUCAUAUAGCAAGUUGGAAAGAUGGGCUGAAGCAGUGAGCGACUAUGAGACCUUAAGAAAGGAACUGCCUUAUGACAAGCAAUUGGCUGAGUCUUUGUUUCACGCUCAAGUUGCAUUGAAGAAAUCUCGCGGUGAAGUAGUUCUAAACAUGGAGUUUGGAGGUGAAGUUGAGGAAAUAUCUAGUCUUGAAGAGUUAAAAGCUGCAUUAACCCGUCCUGGAGUUUCCAUUGUACACUUUUUUAGAGCCUCUGAUCCACAAUGCAAGGAGAUGUCUAUUUUCAUGGACGCAUUAUGUGUUCGUUACCCAUCUUUACAUUUCCUCAAGGUGGAGAUUGUAAAGUGUCCAGCAGUAGGUGAUGCAGAGAGAGUGAGAGUUGUGCCAACAUUCAAGAUUUACAAACUUGGGAUUCGGAUGAAAGAGAUUGUGUGUCCAAGCAAGGAAGCACUAGAGAAAACAGUGAGACACUAUGGCCUUUAGCAAAACUCAAAACAAGAUAAUGUUCACUCAAAAGAAGAAAAAAAAAGAUCACUUCUGAUUUACUUCUGAUUUGAUUCAUUCAUUGCUCUGUUAGGUUUAGGAAGGAAUUUAAAAGAGAGAUUAGUCCCUUUGUACAUAGAGAAAAUUUUGGCUACUUAGGUGAUGAAACCAUAUAAAAUAAGCAGAGACAGAACAUCAUUCAUUCAUGUUGUCAACACAUUUUUUCCAUCAAUAAAAUUUCUUCUUCUU